GAAAGAGCGCGCUCUCGCUCCUUCCAUCGCCGCCCGGCGAAACCGCACUUCCCACGGUCUCCGCCACAGCGCUCGUAGCCGCCGUCCGCUCGAGCCGCAAGUGCGCUAGUGAGAGCGAACGCCGAGAGGUGGUGGACGUCGAAUAUGCGACCACCAUGAACGCGCGGCGUCGGCUUGGAACGGGCUCGACGCCGCUUCCACUCGAUACGCGCUCGUCCGGAGAAGAAGUGGUCGACGCGACACUCCGGGACCUUGCUUGCGCGCAAGGCCUACUCGCCGCUAAUCGCCGGAGAAACGAGGAUUAUCGCCGUUGUGCGCCGAGACGCCGGAUCAUCUUCUACUGCGUGGCCUGUGGCGCUCCCUCUGGGCCGUUGCUUGGUGGCCCUGAGAAGCGCUCGCGCUUCUUGUGUGCUUGGUGACCAGUGUUUUCAGUGCUGCCUCGGUGCUGUGUGUUUGCCAGUGGCUUAAAGCGACGACGCCUGCGGGACAUGAACGGGACUAGAGGAUUAAGCGCCAAUGGUCGCGCACGCUCCGGAUAGCGUGACUGUGCCCAACCCGGAACUGACGAUGUUCAAGCGGCGCGAGGAGGUCGUGUCCGCCGAGGACUCGAGCCGAAGCUUCUUCGUGCGUUACCUGGGAUGCACCCGGUUCCAGUCCAAGUCUAAGCAGCGAGGGCUCAAAGCCCUGCAGCAACCGCUGUUGGACCUGUACAGCGCCGCGAGACGCAAGGGCGAGAGCCAGCGGUCCGUGCACCCGCUGGCGUUAACGCAGCGCCUCGACGUCUCUCACUACGGCCUAGUGGUUGCCGAGGCCCUCGAGGAUCCGGAGACGAGGCGAGCCGUGACGGCCGUCACGCGUGUGAUUACGCCCGCUGCAAACAUCGUGCUUUGGGCCGCCCUCCGGUUCAGCGCGCGGCUUGCCAAGAGGCGCUCCAUCGGUGCCGCCUUCGUGCCCUUGGCUUGCUCCGAGGACGUCGUCGACCGGUCCUGGUACCUGGGACUGUCGGCGAAGCGCAGGUUUCUCGUCGGAUUGGCGCACCCUCCCGUGUUCGCCUGCCUCUUCCGUCAGGUCGCGGCGCCGUCGACGUGGGAGUGCCACGGAUUUAUCUGUGCCUCGGCCGAAGACGCGCUACUCAUAUGCUCGUCGUUGGGCGAGGCGCGGGACACUGUUGUAGUGCUGGACAGGCCACGGCCUACGCCCGUGGUCGUUGCCGGCGGCAAGCGGCCUGACGACUACAGCGACCUCACGUCUAUCACGGCGUCUUCGUACACUGUGAGAAACGCGAGCAGCCGAAAGCUGACAUCGUCGAUAGACGAACCGCAGUCGUCGGUGACGGCGUCGGCGAGCGGCUACUACCAAGAAGUAGUGGAUCGGAGGUUCAAAUCUCCCCGAAGGUCGUCCAAGAGAGUGUCCCGACGAACGGACACUGAAUCCAAGUCAUCGGCAAGUGAAGACAGGAAACGCCGUGUGCGCCGGAAGUCCAACUCCUACAAGUACCGGGACCUCUCCAAGAAGUAUGCCGGAGCUGCACUGCCGAGGCCUGUCACAUCUGAGCUUUCCUACUCUUCCGCAGGAAAUGUGACAGUCACGACAGAAGACACCCUUGUUAAGGAUGUCAUCUUGCAAACGACCAGCCACAAAGACGGCCUCAUCUUUCAAAAUGUCGUGCCGGCCUCGAACGGCGGUGGCGCCGGUCCCCAGGAGUCGUUCGACGAGUCGUCGUCGUCGGCUCAGACGCCGACCAACGACACCGGAUACUUCUCCUCGAAAUCGAAAAGUGCCAAGGCGUCUAAGGAGGACCUGACACACGAAGAAGCUCCAGCCGCUCCCGCCGCUCCUCCUGAGCCUCCACCUCCACCGAGGCCGCCGCAGUCGACGUACUACUUCGGUCAAAACGUGGCGCCCGCGGCAAAUUCGACGCAAAAGACCAACGUUACCUCCUACACGUACUUUCUGAAGGACUCCGCCAGGAUCCCCGUUAAGGAGCCAGUGAUCAUGCCGGAACAAGUGAAGCCUCGGGAAACGAAUACAACAACUGCAGUAACGACCAUCGUUCCUCCUAGUGGCACGUCGGACAGCUCGUUGUCAGGCUAUCACUCGGACUCGUGCUGCCAGACGCGAGAGGCAGGCACGAUGACCAAGGAUGACGAGUGCUGCGACUCGGACUGCUGCUGCUCGUGCGACUUCUCAUCCGCCUGCUCCGAGUGCAGUUCGAGCCGAAGGACGCUGGUACCCAGCGGCCGGUCCCAGAGCCGCGGCCAGAUGACCAUCUCGGAAACGAUGAAUUUUAGCAGCGAGUGCGACUCUGAAGCACACUGGAUGCGGCGCAGCUCCGUGGCGCAUUCGUUCUCCACCGACGGACGCGUCAAGGGGCGCGCGGAGAACUGUCACGAACACGUGACGCGAGCUCAGGUGCAUCACCAUCACCACGAGCGCAGCCACCACGUGCAACAGCAGCAGCGCAACUUCACAGCCGUUAAAUACCACCGGGAACAACAGGAGCAAAAGCAGCAACCGGACGCUCAGGGAAAAACAAUGAAGAACGCGUUCACGUCAACGACCGCCUCUUUGUGCGGUGAGAGUCCGCCCAACGGCAAGGUAGUAAUCGACGUCCCUCAGUGCGACGGAAUCAGCCGCGGCGUCAUGACCCCUGGAAUAAUCAGCUUCAACAAGCACGGCCACGUACGAGACUGGGCCUCCCUCAGCAACUGCUCGGGCUCGUCGCGCGUCACCACUACCACUCUCCAGCCGGUACAGCAAAGGCCGCAGCGGACAGCGAAGGUCAUACGCUGGGAGCAGCAGCCGCAGCUGAACAAGCGCAAGUCCAAGCCUGGAUUCUUGUCCAACCUGAAGACCUCCUUGACACGCGCCCGGCUCAAGACGGGCAAGCUGUUCAGCCGCAUGCGACCGCACCGCAACGGAAAGGAGGUCGCUACCACGACGACGGUCCACGAUCCGGACGCCGUGUCGCAAGAGGAGGUCUGCCUCAGUCCCGACGGAAACGCGCGGCCCAAGCGGAAGCGGCGGCGACGGCUGUCCUGGAGCUUCCACGACUUGCGGUCAGCAUUUCCCUCCAAGAAUAACGGAGCCGCGGGGAAUGCUCCGCAGAGGCCACGACGCAGGAAGAAGAAGAGCCGCAAUGGCCGCGGCAACGGUGGUGCCGGUGGCAGUGACGUGUCCGACUCCUUCUUGGAGGAAGAGGAGGAGAGGACUGCUGAGGCUCCCAGGAGCCCGCCCAGAAGGCCCCGGCGCAAGUCGGACUCUGAACUCGGGGCUGCUGCUGGCGGUGGUCAGCAGCAGCGCCGCGUCGCCGGUGAUGUGACCACAAUACGCGUGGAACAUGGACUCACCAAGGAAGGCUUCACGCGCUGGUCCAACACGAACCUGCACUCAGAGCUCGGAUACAUUCCGUGAGGGAAAGUGUGUGCGCGCGCUUGGAUUGCCACGAGCCGAAGUAACGAGGGCGUCCUCUCAGGUUCACCGUCGGUUGGAUCGCAGCCGAAGCUAAUAUGCUUAAAGCUAAAAUGGGAUCACAACUUGCGGUAUCACGCCUCGAUUUCAGUCGCGAAUGACAUCACAGAUAUCUCAAUCGAAGCUAAUACUAUCGGUCUUAGGCUACGUCGGAUAUAAGAUGAUCAGCGUUUUAGGCGCUUAACGUCAGCAAAAAAGACCAGUUCUUCGAAAUACUUGUUUUUAAACAGAGGAGCUUCUCAGAAAGCCACCAAGCCAGAGAGACUUUCUCGAAUCAGCGUAGACGGAAAUUUUUAUUUAAUUUCUACUUCCUUAUGAACCGGGAACGCCGGGUGAUACCGCAACGUGACUUUAAACAAUGGCUUGUCGCUGCUUUCUGGGAGCUUGGCAUGGCUGCCAUUAGCAUGAAAGCAAUGAGCAAAGCUGAAUUUCACGAAGCGUGGCUGCUCUCCACCCGAAGGUGAAGUUUGCCGCCCUGGAUACAUGUGCCGGUGAAGUGUGUGCGGCUUCGGAAGCGAACGAACGUGUUGCGUUUCAACUCGUGCUUUUGCGAGCAUUACACGGCUUAGGAUUAAUUCGAUCAGCUUCUCUUUCUUUUCAUUUUUCGCUAUCAAUGUGGGCGAAAUUUCCAUAAGAGAUGAGUCUGUUGCCAUCGCUUAGCGCUCGAAAAAUGCAUACCUCGUGGUCUUUAAAAGCGUGUAUUGAAUAAUGCAGGCAUUGCUAUGAAUUCCACGUUGCUUACGUACAAAUUCUGCCUUGCAAUCGCCAUGAAGUGGUGCCCUACGCCAUAAACUGCAGUUCAUUCCGCAAGUUCAGGAUGGAAAACUUAGAUAUAAAACGUUCACUUAAGCAGCUUACCGAUAGUCUUUCUGUGCUAGCUCGAGCUCUAAUGUGCAGGGGGGUAUAUUCAACCUGUAGUGCCCGCCGUACCGCGACGUGUUAGCGACCGCCAAAGCGCUUCGAUUUACUUGCUACCAAGCCUGUUCCUGCAUAUCUACCUUUCCCUGUCGCUUUCCCAAUAUUUAUUUCAGAAAUGUUCCGCAUAUUCAAGGGGUUCCGCGCAUUAUUCUGAUGCAUCGCAUCUAUUCUUGCUUAAAACUAAAAUUAAAAUUCUAUAAAAUUUUGAAGGCUCUUGAAUGUCUUGCUCUGAGAGUUUAAAGGUGUAUUAGAUCAGAGCCUGCCAGAACAUGAUGAACUGUUGCUAAUGUUGUUCAGAGUAAACCCAAAUUCGGUUAAUGUUAAUUUUGCACGUGUUUUUUCACGGCAGGAAAGGGUCAUCAGCGCAUGACGAGAUCACAUUUUUUUAUCGGGCAGCAUCCAUUUAGCGAAAAAGAAACCUAUUAUGCUCAUGACAGUUUUUUGUUCAAAUAGUAGGUUGUUGUUUUAAGGCGACAGCAACAACGAUGAUUUCAUGAAUAGCCUUACUGACAAUGGAACGCCAGAAUGCUUUCCUGCUCAUGUGUUAACAACAGAAAGAGAAAGGCAAUAGACUCAUCUCUACGUAGCACGCGUCGGAAGGCGCUUGGCUAUGAAACCCACCCUUCUUUUCCAGUCUAUAUUGGUGGCGAUCUAGUUUAUUUCUAAACUACCCGUCAACGAACACAAGAAGCUUAUCUGCUUUUAAGCGUAUACUAUCAGCCGUGUGUGCAUAGUCAGCGUCACUGUGAAGACUCAGUGCAAUGGUGCCACGAGCGGGAUGACCGCUGUGCUGUGCUCGGGAAUGUGUGCGGAGAAGUGGUCGACCGUCGAAGUGUGCCUUCCCCACGGAAAGUGCUGCCGAUGUGCGGGAAAAAGAAAAGUACCUUACUGAACUCCUAACCGCCUCCGGUUGCGAUGUCCUAGUCCUCUAUACAUAAAGCCUAUACUAUCCUUGACAGCUAAAUAAAAAGAGAUUUAAGCGA
Dermacentor silvarum is the source of this 5372-nucleotide messenger RNA. RefSeq lists its product as uncharacterized. The record is from RefSeq and is a predicted model, not a curated record. Lineage: Eukaryota; Metazoa; Arthropoda; Arachnida; Ixodida; Ixodidae.